AUGGAAAGUCGCUUAGGCUUUAAGGAGCUUUACUCCCGGUCUAACACAACUGACAGGCAGGUGAUGGGCCAGGGAGGUGCAGUAGGGAUGUCUGGAGAUGGACACAAAAGGCAUCAUGCCCCUGUGCCAUCCCUGGCACCAUCUCCGGGGACGAUCUCCCGGCAUCAUCCCCCCGACACCAUCCUCCGGCAUCAUCCCCCCGACACCAUCCCCCCGACACCAUCUCCCGGCAUCAUCCCCCCGGCAUCAUCCCCCAGCACCAUCCCCCAGCACCAUACCCUGGCAUCAUCCCCCGGCACCAUCCCCCGGCACCAGCACCUGGCAUCAUCCCCCGGCACCAUCCCCCGGCAUCAUCCCCCAGCACCAUCCCCUGGCAUCAUCCCCAAGCACCAGCACCUGGCAUCAUCCCCCGGCACCAUCCCCCGGCAUCAUCCCCCAGCACCAUCCACCAGCACCAUCCCCCAGCACCAUCCCCCAGCACCAUCCCCAAGCACCAUCCCCCGGCACCAUCCCCUGGCACCAUCCCCCGGCACCAUCCCCCAGCACCAUCCCCAAGCAACUGGCAUCAUCCCCCAGCACCAUCCCCUGGCAUCAUCCCUGGCACCAUCCCCCGGCACCAUUCCCUGGCACAAUCCCCCAGCACCAUCCACCAGCACCAUCCCCCAGCACCAUCCACCAGCACCAUCCCCCAGCACCAUCCCCAAGCACCUGGCAUCAUCCCCCGGCACCAUCCACCAGCACCAGCACCUGGCAUCAUCCCCCAGCACCAUCCACCAGCACCAUCCCCCAGCACCAUCCACCAGCACCAUCCCCCAGCACCAUCCCCCAGCACCAUCCACCCGCACCAUCCCCCGGCACCAUCCCCCGGCACCAUCCGCCAGCACCAUCCCCCAGCACCAUCCCCAUCCCCCGGCACCAUCCCCCGGCAUCAUCCCCCGGCACCAUCCCCCGGCACCAUCCCCAAGCACCAUCCCCAGGCACCAUCCCCCGGCACCAUCCCCCGGCACCACCCCCCAGCACCAUCUCCCAGCAUCAUCCCCCGUCACCAUCCCCUGA
Molecule: messenger RNA, 1056 nt
Organism: Haliotis rufescens (red abalone)
Lineage: Eukaryota; Metazoa; Mollusca; Gastropoda; Lepetellida; Haliotidae
Product: vegetative cell wall protein gp1-like
Exons: 2
Coding region: 1-1056 (351 amino acids)
Source: RefSeq, a predicted model, not a curated record